AUAAAAAAGAGAUAAAGCGGAAGCAACGCGAAGGAAACUUCUCGCCUCACCCGCGCGCUCCCGCCUCCCGAGCCGAGACCAUGCAAGAGAGCGUGCUCUCCUCUCGCCGCGCUCCGCUGAGCCCCGACGCCGGCGCCGGCGCCGCCGACGACGACCACGGCGGCGGCGGCGGCGGCGGCGACAAGUCCAAGACCCGGAAGCCCCCCUCCCUCGUCGCCCGGAUCUCCGCCUACGCCCGCGUCCCCGUCACCACCGCCGCCGCCGGCCGUGGCCUCCUCCUCCUCCUCCUCCUCCUCGCCGGCGCCGGCGCCGGCGCCGCCCUCGUCGUCCUCCUCGUCCGCUCUCGCCCCGUCGCCUGCGUCCCCCUCUACGACCCCCUCGCCCGCGCCGCUCUCUUCUCCGGCUCCCGCGACGCCCUGGCCUCCGAUUUCGGCAUCCUCGGCGUGCCCUGGUGCAGAUCGAAACAUGGGAAAACAGUAGAGUGGACAACAAAGGAUCUGCUCAAUGGCCUGGAAGAAUUUGUGCUGAUUUACGAGAAUCGGCCCAUCAGGAACAAUAAGUAUGGGAUGGGCUUUGAUCACAGCUUCGGGCUUUGGUUCAUAGCUCGUUGGCUUAAGCCUAAUCUAAUGAUAGAGAGUGGUGUUUUGAAGGGGCAUUCAACAUGGGUUCUACGACAAGCUAUGCCAGAAACCCGGAUCAUUUCACUCUCGCCCCGCCACCCGGAGAAGUAUCUGAAGAAGGGGCCCGCAUAUGUUGAUUCAAAUUGCACUUAUUUUGCAGGGAAAAACUUUGUAGAUUUUGGGACUGUUGAUUGGCGAAAAGUCAUGAAGCAACAUGGAAUCUCAGAUCUUAGUCGGGUGCUUGUAUUCUUUGAUGAUCACCAAAAUGAGUUGAAAAGAUCGCAGCAAGCACUAAGAGCUGGAUUCCAGAAUCUCGUAUUUGAGGAUAACUAUGACACUGGAACUGGAGAUAUUUACACCUUAAGGCAGAUAUGUGAUCAAUCUUAUAUUAGAGGUGGUGGGCAUAGCUGCUUCAGAGAUAGUGAUGAAGCAAGAAUAAGGUCGAGAAGAAAAAUGUUUUGGGACAAAGCUGUGGACAUUGAUGAACUAUGUGGGAAGGGGGACGCAUGGUGGGGCGUUAGAGGGUACAUGCGCGAUGACUUCAACCAUAGCAAUAAGGCGAUCUCCUACGCAGAGCAUUUUCAGAACAGCAGGUUUCUGGAGUCGGUGCUGGAUGUGUAUUGGGAGCUCCCACCUGUGGCUGGUCCCUCGCUUACUCACCAAACCAGAUACGACCCUGCCCGUGCACCCGAUCCGAUCAUUGAAGAUGGUCGGUACGGUUUAUUCCGAAAGCUUGGACUAGGAAGAUUAGAACCUUCGGUGUUCAAUGGUUAUACGCAGAUGGUUUACGUUCAGAUAUCUGCCUCAACUUCCUAACUACACGCCGAGCAAUUCGCAAGGCUGACUUUUAUUUCGUCAAACCUACCAUGUGCUUCAUCGACCAGCUGUUUAGUUUUAGUUUGACAUCAUGUACUAUGAAUUUUGUGCAUACUCCAGAGUUUUUGCUGAACAGAAUUGAACCUGCAAAAUUUUUUGGUACUUCGCUAGUACAUUAUAUACAGUGUACAUGAAUUUAGUCUUU
Ananas comosus (pineapple) is the source of this 1641-nucleotide messenger RNA. RefSeq lists its product as uncharacterized. The record is from RefSeq and is a predicted model, not a curated record. The transcript has 4 exons. The coding region runs from base 81 to 1436 and encodes 451 amino acids. NCBI's taxonomy places the organism in Eukaryota, Viridiplantae, Streptophyta, Magnoliopsida, Poales, Bromeliaceae.